CAUUAACCUCUCAUUUUUUAAUCAUAGUCAUAGUGAUGAUAGUUAAGUAAACAAUAAAUAAAUUAAUGAGUAAAUAGAUAGUAAUUGCUGUAAUUAUUAUAAGUUAAGAAAUUUUUUAAAUAAAUAAUGAAUAGAUUCGAGUACGCGGAAGCUAGGCUGAUGCCAAAUGAAAUUUUUGUAAGAAGGGAUAUGUCAGUAAGAAUUUAUGAUGGUGACACCAAGACAAAUUUCGCAGGCGGUGAAUUAGUAUUGACAAGCCAUCGGCUAAUUUGGGGCCGACCUGGCGAUAUACCGAACGGAAAAGUUUGCCUAUCGUUAUCGCUCCGGUACGUUAUCUUCUUCGAAGAAGAAGCACCAAGUACAUUUUCAUUUGGCCGUAGUAAAAAAAUAAUUCUACACCUAGCCGAGCCGCCGAUCAGCAAGUCUCCCGGGCCGGUGGAUAACAGCACAAAUAUGCACAUAAAGUUAUCAUUCAAAGAAGGUCUAGAUCCUAAUUACAUUACCCAGCUGGCUGAUGUUAUUAUGAAGAAACAGUGGGAAGUCAUAAUAAGCUCGCCUGUAAUUGAACCUGAAGCGACUAAUCCUCAGAAAAGCCAGUUACCGAUGAUUAAAACUCGGACCGGAAUUAUCGGAAUCGAAAGGAGCUUGCAGGAGAAACAGAAAGCUACCGAUCAAAAUAUUACUAUGGCCUUUCAAGACCUCAAAAAGUUGAUGGAGAUGGCCAAAGACAUGGUGUCGAUAUCUAAAACAAUUUCUAAUAAAAUUCGGGAACGUCAAGGUGACAUUACUGAAGAUGAGACUGUAAGAUUUAAAUCUUACUUGAUGAGCAUGGGUAUUGAUGAUCCAGUCACUCGUGAUGCUUACAAAAGUAGCAAUGAAUAUUUUAAACAAUUGGCCAUUCAACUUUCUCAGAUUUUAGAAGAGCCAAUUAAGGAGGUAGGAGGAAUGAUGACAUUGACUGACGCCUAUUGUCGCGUAAACAGAGCCCGCGGGUUAGAACUACUGUCACCGGAAGAUUUAUUAAACGCUAGUAGACAACUGGGUCCUUUGAACCAACCAUUAGUUCUAAGGAUAUUCGACAGCGGUGUUAUGAUACUGCAGGCCAGGUCUCAUGACGACAAUGCUGUUAUUGAAGACAUUGCUGAACUGCUUGACGACAGAGGAUCAAUAACCGCCGAAGAACUGGCCCAGUCCAGCGGAAUUUCAGUUUUAUUAGCGCGAGAAAGGUUGUUGGUAACUGAAAAAUACGGACGCGCUUGCCGUGAUGAUUCCAUUGAAUCAUUAAGAUUUUAUCCAAAUCUCUUUCUUCGGCAAGAAACAUAAUUUUAUUUUAGGUUUUACCAUUACCGCAAAGUUUUUAAUUUUGAGUUGAAUUCUGUACGGUGCUUUAUUGUUGUGAAUUUAUAAGCAAUUUAUAUAUUAAUUAAUCAUGGAUAAAAAUUGUUG
Cotesia glomerata is the source of this 1446-nucleotide messenger RNA. It is a transcript of the gene Vps36, whose product is annotated as vacuolar protein-sorting-associated protein 36. Gene Ontology annotation, biological process: protein transport to vacuole involved in ubiquitin-dependent protein catabolic process via the multivesicular body sorting pathway. The coding region runs from base 127 to 1323 and encodes 398 amino acids. The transcript is spliced from 5 exons. NCBI's taxonomy places the organism in Eukaryota, Metazoa, Arthropoda, Insecta, Hymenoptera, Braconidae. Gene Ontology annotation, cellular component: late endosome membrane; ESCRT II complex. The record is from RefSeq and is a predicted model, not a curated record. Gene Ontology annotation, molecular function: ubiquitin binding; phosphatidylinositol-3-phosphate binding.